AUGGCGGGCGGUGAAGUGGAAUUAGCGCAAUCUGCAUCCCAGGGGGGUGAUACUAUAUUCGGGAAGAUUUUAAGGAAAGAAAUACCAGCUAAGUUCGUUUACGAAGAUGAUCAGUGUGUAGCAUUCGAUGAUGUAAAUCCUCAAGCACCGACACACAUACUGGUGAUUCCUCGGAAACCAAUCCCUCAGUUGUCCAAAGCUGAUGAUGAAGAUGAAAAACUCCUUGGACAUCUCCUACUGGUGGCUCGUAAAGUAGCUGCGGAUAAAGGCUUGGAUAAGACUGGAUUCCGUUUGGUGAUAAACGAUGGCAAGAACGGUGCUCAGAGUGUGUACCACCUUCAUGUACACAUUCUGGGUGGUCGCCAGAUGCAUUGGCCACCUGGCUAA
Danaus chrysippus (African queen) is the source of this 387-nucleotide messenger RNA. The record is from the annotation of a GenBank genome assembly. Lineage: Eukaryota; Metazoa; Arthropoda; Insecta; Lepidoptera; Nymphalidae.